Molecule: messenger RNA, 1105 nt
Organism: Manduca sexta (tobacco hornworm)
Lineage: Eukaryota; Metazoa; Arthropoda; Insecta; Lepidoptera; Sphingidae
Product: aldo-keto reductase AKR2E4
Exons: 7
Coding region: 76-1059 (327 amino acids)
Cellular component (GO): cytosol
Molecular function (GO): aldose reductase (NADPH) activity
Source: RefSeq, a predicted model, not a curated record
UUAAGCUAUGUUAUCUAACAUAUAAACUUGUAUUGUGUCGUCGUUCCGCCAGUCCGAUCGAGACGUUAGAACAAGAUGAACACGCUGCGAGGACUGUUUGUUUUUAAUUUAAUUGCCUUCGCGAUGGCUGGGUUGGCGCCCUGCAUCCAGCUCAACGAUGGUUACAACAUCCCAAUACUCGCUUUGGGUACCGGUAGAGGCACUAUAAAAGAGUCUGAAACCUUAGACCAAGUCCGCCAAGCAGUAUUCUGGGCUAUUGAAGAAGGUUAUCGGCACAUAGACACUGCUGCCAUCUAUGGGGAUGAAGAACAAGUCGGAUUAGGCAUAGCUGAAGCCAUUAAAAAGGGCAUAGUCACAAGAGACCAACUGUUCGUUACUACUAAGUUGUGGAACGAUAAACACGCUCGUCAAGAUGUGGUGCCAGCGCUGAGGGAGUCGCUGCGUCGUCUUGGAUUAGACUACGUUGAUCUCUACUUGAUACACUUCCCUAUCUCCGAGAAGGCCGACGGUUCCCCCGACAAUAUCGAUCACCUGGAAACCUGGCAGGGCAUGCAGGAAGCCAGGGAUCUGGGCCUGGCCAGGUCCAUCGGGGUGUCCAACUUCAACAUCACCCAGAUUAGUCGACUCGUUGAGAGCAGCGGCGUCAGACCUGCUGUUAACCAGUUUGAGGUGAACCCAACUAUGACUCAAGAGCCACUAGUGACUCACUGUCAAAAUCUGGGCAUCGCUGUGAUGGCAUACAGUCCGUUUGGAUUCGUGGUGUCCAGGAAAGGCUCCCAGGCUCCCCCUCCGGGUGUAGACGACCCCACCCUGGUCGCACUUGCGAAUAAGUACGGGAAAACUGUUGAGCAAAUCGUUUUAAGAUAUUUGAUCGAAAGAGGACUUAUCCCCAUCCCGAAGUCGACAAACAAAGGCAGAAUUGCGCAGAACAUCGACGUUUUCGACUUCCAAUUGUCAGAUAACGAAGUCGCUACGAUCAGCAGAUUUAACAAGAACAUUCGAGUGGUGAACCCUACUGACUGGAAGGAUUACCCCAACUAUCCUUUCGAGAGGGAUUAAAAAUAUUUUGUAUGUUAUGUGCUGAUUAAUAUAAGUUGAAAAAUAA